GGGGCUUAAAAAGAGGAUAGAAGUUUAUAUGUGGUACGAGUCUUCUUUUAAGCUAGGCUUAAAAUGGCGUUCAUUGAAAGUAUUAGUCCCCCAAAUUGGUGAAAAAAGGGGUUUAAAAUUUGCAUUAGAUUGGAAAAGUGGACUUGAAAAUCUUCUUAAGGGAUUAUAUCGGGAACAAUUUUUUUCAUUUUUAUUCACUUUAUUCACUUCGUAGGUUGUGUCAGACAAAUCUCACGUUGUAUAAUUAUUAACAAGUGAAUUAGUGAUUAACUAAUUCAACGACUUAUACGACUAUGCUCAUGUAUAUAACUACCAACAUACAAAUCCACGCGUACGAAGUCGCGGGUAACAGCUAGUCUAUCAUAUAAAAAGAUACAAUAUUAAAACACAAGAAAUGUUAUUUCAGUGUUUUUAAAAUUCUUCCCCUAGAGGGGCUAAAAGGGAGUUGAAAGUCUGUAACGGGAACGAUUUGAGUAGAGACUUGAGAUUCGUAGGUAGACCCAAUAUUAAAAUGUCUUCUUUGUCCUUUCCUUUAGUCCCAGUUCACACACAAUAUUACACGACGUUGAAUGUGUCUAUCGGGAAAUAAGUCCACACGAACGAAGUCUUCGGCAGCAGCUAGUUAAAUAGCUAAUAAACCUGUAAAACCAUACUUUGAAAGACUUAAAUAAUUUACUAAAAUAAUGGGUGUAUUAGGGAUGGGUUGGGAGGAGGUAACCCUUGAUAUUUGCGAAUAACAGAUUUUUAAUUUUUGAGACGUUUUACUUUGAAUACACACGUGAUUUUCUGUCACUUUUAAGGCAACUUUAAGAACGCCAUAAUGAAGAUAUUUACGAGUUUCCAGCGAAAUUAUCUCUCAUUCCGAGGUGAUUUUUUUUAUUUUAUUUAACUGGUUAUAUAAAAACCGUAAAACGUGGAACAGGAGAUAAUGACAAUAUUUUGAAUUUGUCGCGUUUUUCAGGUUUAAUUUCCAAAAUAUCGAAUCUAGAAGAAAAAUUGUGAGGACCAAACUUGUAGAAAAUCAAAUUUCCUACAAUUUUUGUCCUCACGGUUUUACUGUAAAAUCAAAAAUGGCCGUUUUAUUCCAGAAAAACCGUUUUUCGAAUAUACACAGGAGCCUGAUUCAGUCAACUUUUUGAAUUUACACCCCCAGUGAUCCCCCCAAGGGACCUACGAAAAAAAAACCAAGAACUAAUUAAUCACGGGUAGGGUCGGUUUUUUGGAUAUAAUGACUGUACUAUAAAACUACUGUCAUAUUUAUCACAUUCCCGUAAAACAUUUGAAGCUUUUGCACGAUUAUAUGUAUAAGUACCCCGUAAAAUUCAGUUGUCUAACCUUCUCUACAUAACUAUGACAAUACUUUUGUCAUUAAUCACAAUGUUCAGGUGAUAGGAGACAGGGGCGUGAUGUGGGAUCCAUCACAAGCGGUAAGGGAUUAUAGUCAGUCGCAAUUACGGCAGAUGAUGCAUGGAUGGCGGCCGCCGGGUUCUAAGAGCCACUUAAUGGUUACAAUUUCAUAACUCAAUGUCACCACAAAUUGAACGUACUCAAUUAAAAGUUGUUAACGUGAUCUACAUUAUAUUUAUAUAGUCUGUUUUUGCAGUAGAUACGAGUAUGUUUAACAAAGGACACUUGUGCAAUAACCCGACUGGCAUGUAUGCGUCAUAUGUUUAUAAUGAGUCGACUUUGCUCAGGAAAUACACACUUGGUUCUUGUUACUUCUGCCGAACACCCGUUAAUUAUACGACAAUGUAUAUUUCAAUUACAGUGUUCUUUUUGUUUGUCAUUUUUAAAAACCUAGUUGUGUGUUGCAAUAAAGAUGACUUGGACAAAAUCGACAGCGUUCAUCAAGAGGAGCCUUGUUCUAACAAGGGGGGAAUGUGCGUCAUAGCACCAGAUUGUCCUGACGGCCUUUUAACUCAAGAUAGUGGUCUUUGUCCUUCACAGCAAAGCGAUAGCGUCGAAUGUUGUUAUGGAAGUUCUGUUAAGGAGACAAGGUGCAGGAAAUUAGGAGGAGAAUGCAAACCAUUGUCCGAGUUGUGUCAUGUGCGUCCUGUCUAUCAACAUGCUACGGAUUGUCCUGAAAAAUAAUGCCUUGAUCAUUUAAAAAAAACGAUUAGUUUCCCGAGCAUAUCGGAACUACUAUGAAAAAGUUUUAAACCUGUGACAGAAGAAGUUAAAGCCAGGCUGUCUAUACGCCAAGCAUCCGAACAUCAUGGUGUUGUCGAUUACAUAUUGUUGGUAAAGUUUGAUAACUUUUUAUUGUUCAAUAAUUAUGCUUCUAAACAUAAAUAACUAAAACAUGACACUGUUUUGAAAUAAACUUGAAUUUUCUUAAACUA
This is a messenger RNA of Cydia pomonella (codling moth), 2342 nucleotides long. RefSeq names its product U-scoloptoxin(19)-Sm1a. The transcript has 4 exons. Lineage: Eukaryota; Metazoa; Arthropoda; Insecta; Lepidoptera; Tortricidae. Bases 1615 to 2091 code for a protein of 158 amino acids. The record is from RefSeq and is a predicted model, not a curated record.